UGUAUUCGAGGUUCGUUAAAGAUGAACUUUCCGACCCUCAAACGUGGGGGAGUCGUCAAGAGUUCAGUUGCUGCUCAGUUUCAGUUGGCUUGCAAGUAACAACGUCAACAGAGAGGUUGUGUCUGUGAAAACCGCAGGUUCUGAUAUCUUGAGUUCCACGAGUGAUCCACUUAAACUCGUAACAGUCGAAUUAAUUUACAACAAGUUUGUUUCAGACAUGAGCGGCCAACGUAAUGAUUCUGAGUACUCGGGUUCUCAGCCAACAGGAGUACUAGACGAUCAGGAACAUGCUGGAAAUUCUGAAUUUGAGAAACAUGACGAGAAGACCGCCAACAUGGGAAAUCCUCUAAAUUCUAACAUGCAACCGAUGGACGAGUACCCCACUGACGAGUCGUACGGUAUGUUCUUUCAAGACGCUUUUAACGCGGUUAACACGGAGAUGGAAAAAUACUACUCGUGCCUGCAAAAGAUGGAAGAGAAAGAAGCUUCUGUGCAAACUGAAAUCGUAACGAAGACCGAAGAAAUGAAUAAACUAAGUCGAAUUCUACGUGGUAAAAGAGAUAGUGCUUUGCAAGCCAUCGGGCAAUUGACGACGAAGCGUAACAAUGCUCAGAAUUAAAGAAAUCAAACACAAAUUUACUGUCUACUAUCUACAUGAAAAGUUAAAGGCUAACAACUUUUGCUUUCGUUUUUUUUAAGUUGCCUUUCGUUCCAUUCUAAACCCCGAAGAAUAAAGACUCACCCUUAAAAA
Molecule: messenger RNA, 751 nt
Organism: Daphnia pulex (common water flea)
Lineage: Eukaryota; Metazoa; Arthropoda; Branchiopoda; Diplostraca; Daphniidae
Exons: 4
Coding region: 218-619 (133 amino acids)
Source: RefSeq, a predicted model, not a curated record